Messenger RNA from Varroa destructor (honeybee mite), 2535 nucleotides. RefSeq names its product acid-sensing ion channel 2-like. The record is from RefSeq and is a predicted model, not a curated record. Gene Ontology annotation, biological process: sodium ion transmembrane transport. Gene Ontology annotation, molecular function: ligand-gated sodium channel activity. Lineage: Eukaryota; Metazoa; Arthropoda; Arachnida; Mesostigmata; Varroidae. Gene Ontology annotation, cellular component: plasma membrane.
AUGGGUCGAAUCAGCCCUCUAGUGAUGGCGACUCCCGUAUCGCGAGCGCCCUGGUGGGAGACCUGGCUCAAGUCUCUUCAACGUUUAUGGUGGACAAGUGAACAAGCAUCAAGACCGCUAAGGCGCAUAUACGCGAGAAAUUUUUUCGUCUCGACAAUUCCUGCAGCCGAUGUCCUUGCUAGCCCUCAUAGCGAGCGAAUACGGAAGACAAUUUGGUUCGUCAGUUGUGUACCCCUAAUAUACCUCACCCUCAAUGAUCUUAAUGGCGUUCUGAAUGAAUACAAUAAACAUCCUGUAAUUUACACGUAUGAGUAUCAAACCAAUAAUACGCUGACUUUUCCUGACGUGACAAUAUGCAACGUAAAUCAGUUUGUGCGAAAUCGUUUCUGUGACAGAUCUGGUCCAGCAUGGAGUCAAGUGGACGCCGUCACACCAGCACCCGAACAAACUGCCGGAGAUGGCGAUGAGAAAUCAUCAACUAAAUGGAGCCCAUUUUGCGAGCAGAAUCAAAGGACUAAAAUACUAUGCGAAUACCUCUGUGGUUAUUCUGAAACGGUUCCGUCUAGCAUGACCCGCUCGAUGGGUUAUUUGACCCAGUGGAUUAAGAAAAUGAGUGCCCUUGGAAACUUUACGCAAAACUUGUUAUACGACAUGGGUCACUCUCUCAAGGAUACAAUUGAUAAGUGCAGCUAUGCGACGAACACCGAGUGUGGUGAGGGCUCACCUGAGGACUUUUUCAGCCUGGACAUCAAUGACAUUUACGGGCCAUGUUUCUGCUUUCAUUGCAUAGAAACUCAACAUCCUGACUACUAUAUCUAUGGGACGUUAUCUUCGCCCCUCAGUGGACUUGUCCUCACUCUCAAUACAGAACUGGAAGAGUACUUUAAUCAUUCACGAGAAGUGGGCUUUGUUGCUAUGAUCCACGAACACGGUAAAAAGUACUCGCUGGGGUCCGAUGCGAUAUUCGUUCCGCCUGGCUAUAGUACAUACAUAGGCCUCGAGAUGUCACAGAGCACCAGUUUGGAGAAGCCCUAUGAAAACCCGUGUAUUCGCGAAUGGCCCGAAAUGUUCAUGUCGGAGAAUUCUGUUGUCGAGGAAGGUGUGGAGCGCACGUCGUACAUGCGGGAGGACUGCCUUAACUACUGUUUAGUGUCGUUGAUGAUUGACAAGUGUGCCUGUAUUCCUAGUGACGUUUCGGUCAAGAUCAACAGCCGGAAAGUGGAAGACUUCAAAUACUGCUCUGGCUCAAAAUUGAAAUGCUACAAAAAAAUUAAAGCGCAAUACUCUCGUUACAAGCUCGAGGAAAGGUGCGGCUGUCUACAAGAGUGCGUCCUAAAAUUCUAUCGGACGGAUGUGUCAAUUGCUAAUUUCAUUCCAAAUGCAACUUCUGUUGAGUAUAAAGAAGGCGGUCUCGAACACCGAAUGGCACAAGCCCGACUCGUUGUCCAUUUCCAUUCGUUCACCUAUGAGCAUGUUCGAGCAAUGCCCAAAUAUACGUCGGUGCGCGUUCUGGGCACGAUCGGCGCCAUUAAUGGAAUGUACAUGGGAAUAUCGUUUUUCGUCAUUUAUCAGACGCUGGAUAUCCUUAUAUUCAGCACGUAUGACUACUUGCAAAAACAACGUCAACCCCAGAUCGAAUACUCUAAAACAAACUCUACCGCAAUCCAAGUUCUCAGCGCCGAGCUGUGCAGUCCAAGGAACAAGGUCAACUCUCUGCAGUCGCAUGCCCGGCCGAUCAUAACCGGGCGUAAAAUACUAUCCAGAACUUAGCUAAAUAUACCUACUACCUGAACAAACUAAAAAUACUACCUAAACAGAGGUAAACGAAGUUGGAGAAAAAGAAGAACUAGUGAAUGGCAAGCGCAUCGUCACAUUGUGAAAAUAUAAGGAGACGUGAUUUGGCACCCCUUAUUGUCUUAUCGUUGCUUGAUACUCAUAAGAUAUUUUAAAAUGUGUCGGUUAAAAUGUACCGUUGGUUGCGGGGAAAUGGUAAACUACUGCUUAUCUGUUUAAUGUUAGAUCGAGACUGCUAUGUGUGGUAUUUUUUGACUUUUUUUUUUUUGACUGCAUGUUAGGUUAAGCGAAAUUCUACAAUAUUAGAAAGUCUGUUGCACACUACGAUGAUGUUUCUUUCAGUAUAAUUUAUUGGGAUCCGUAUGAUGUAGGAAUACUGAAAUUAAAGUUCUGAUUUAUGAGAUUCGUCAGUUAAUUAAUGAGCGAGGCUUCGUUUUUAUGAUUAAAUGUAUCACUGAAUUAUCAGCUUCUUUGGCAACGUUCAACUUUAUCUUCUAAAAUAGGGUCGAGACGUCAAUCAUCGAAAUAGCUGCUAAUAGAACGUAUGGUUUUCAAUCAUCUACCAGACAGCUUGCGAAUUUCUUACAGUAAAAUCCAACUUUGUCAGAUUGAAAUAGUUUAUAAAUUAUACAUCGACCUAAAUUAGCCAAAAUUGACAAAUAAGUCUUUUGAGGGGGGGCUUUCCAGCCCGAUCGAGAAAUAUUUCCGCGAGCCGUUAGGGCAAUGUGGGACAUUAUGAUU